AUGAGCUGGAAGACGGUCGGCACGAGCGUGGUGCUCUACAACGCGCCCUCCUUCGCCAACUCGCCCGCCACCCUCGCGCCUGCCGUGCUGCGCGCGCCAGCACCCAACUCAUCAGCAUGUACUGUUGUCCCGAAGGGGUUCAACGGCACGGUGGGGUCGCUGCGCAUCAUGUGGAACGUGAAUGACGGCGCGAGUGACCACCUGGUGUGCGGCAAGGUGGUGUUCUGGGACAAGAAUGACUGCUCUGGCUCUUCGUUUGUGUACGAGAUUCCCGGCAAGUGGACUGCCGCCAAGGCCGACAACUUCAAAUACGCCACCACCAGCGUCAAGAAGGCAGCGGGCGUGGUGGCGGCGGGCAGGUCGUUCUCGUGCCUGGCGGCCGUGAAGCCGCCCGUCACGGACCUCUGUGCCACGGCGGCAUGCCCGCCCAACUCCAAGUGCGUCCUCACCAACAGCUCCUUCGCGCAGUGCGUGUGUGAUCCUGGACUGACCUUGCCUGAAUCUUCUCCUCUCCACCACUCCCCUGCGUCCAACAAUCCAAUCUCCUUGCCUUUCCCGCCAGGAGUCGUGCCUGACGUGGCAGACAUCGCCAUCAGCAUCUACAGCACCACCAGCUUCGGCACACAGAGUGGUCCGCCGUACGUCUUCCGCCUGAAGCCCAACAAGUGUGUCACCAUCCCUGCCGCCGUGGUUGCCAGCAGCAAGUCGGUGGGCAUUCUGUUCCGUGCGCCUGCCACGUAUGUGAGGUGCACCACCAUGACCAUCUACACCCAGCCCUUCUGCACUGGCAUCUCUCUCAGCUCCGCCGUGCCCAUCAACAAUGACCUUGUUGCAACGCCCAUUCCGUGA
Molecule: messenger RNA, 849 nt
Organism: Closterium sp. Yama58-4
Lineage: Eukaryota; Viridiplantae; Streptophyta; Zygnematophyceae; Desmidiales; Closteriaceae
Source: the annotation of a GenBank genome assembly